UUUGGUGAAACUGACUCAUUUCCAGAAGCAGUUAAUAUGUGACUUUCUCAUUCCUUACAGACAGAGAAAAUAGAGGAAAGGUAAAAUAAGAAGUCUCUGCCCAAUCUCACUAUCUGGAGGACUGACAUGUCCAAUGUCUUGACACAAGACAUUAUGUAGUGUUAGUCAAGUCUAGUCAGGUGAAUCCUGGGCUGCACUCCUCCUUGGUUGCUGAUAUUUUACAAUGUUAGGAAUGGUUUUCCGGAAGUUAUUGUUCCGCCAUCAUUCUCUCCUGGUGAAGUUCCCAUUUCCAAAGAGAGCAUACUCUUCUUUGUCUGCAUCAAGGGUGACGAAACUACUGUCUGCAAACACUGAGUUAAAUGAUGUCAAGCCAACAGUAUGGACACAUGAUGUCUCAGCCUAUGCCUUUGCCAAGAGGAACCCAGGACACAGUAUUAUAGAUCUGCAUUUCUUUCACAUAUCAUCUGUAGCCUUGGAUGAGGUGAAGAUCGUGAAUGUUCCUGCAUUUGCUGAGUCUGUAUCGGAAGGGGAUGUGAGGUGGGAAAAGGCUGUUGGUGACAGUGUGGCUGAAGAUGAAGUGAUCUGUGAAAUUGAAACUGACAAGAUGGCAAUCCAAGUGCAUGCCCCAGCUACAGGAGUGAUUGAGGAAUUACUCGUGGGAGAUGGAGCCAGUGUCCAGGCUGGAGCAAAGCUCUUCAAGCUUCAUAUCAAUGGAGAGGCACCAAAGAAAGCAGAAGCAGUAUCCCCUGAGAUAAAGGAGAAGCCAGUUGAGCCGAAAAAAGAAGUUGCACCCCCACCUCCUCCUCCUCAUGGAAAGGAGGAGCUACACCUGAGAUCCCCUGAUUUCUUGAAACCUCCUCCACCACCACCACCCCCUCCUGCAGGAGGAGGCAGGCCUCCCCCACCAUCAACCCCGUCCUUGCCCAAGGGCCCCAGGGAAACCAUUACCGCUGCACAGUUCCAGGCCCAGCCAGCCUUGGCUACCUCAACUUGGAUGAUGAACUCAUUUGUCAUUGAAGGAACGAGGAUGGAGCAGUGUAUCAAGAUGAACCACAUGCGUCUCAGGAUAUCGCAACGAUUGAAGGAUGCUCAGAAUGUCCAUGCCAUGCUCACCACCUUUAAUGAAAUUGAUAUGAGGGAAAGGCUGAAGGCCAAGGCCAAUCUAGAUUGUCUAGCAGGACAGGUGCUUGCCACAAGUCUCCUUGCUGUAUCAGGGUUGGUGAUCACUGUGACAACAUGGAAUGCUUACACUGAACAUCCUGCCUGUGCUAAAAGUGAGGGUGUAGCAGUAAUGUUUGAUCGCAAUGUCAUGGAGUUGAGGAAGACUCAUCAAGAAACAUUUGUAAAGAAGUAUGGAAUGAAAAUGGGUUUCAUGGCUGCAUUCAUCAAGGCUUCAGCCUAUGCCCUGAAGAAUCAGCCAGUCGUGAAUGCCAUCAUCGACGGUAACAAGAUCGUUUACAGGGACUACAUCGAUAUUUCGGGUCUGGUGGUGCCAGUGCUACAAAACGUGGAGGUGAUGAAUUUCGCUGACAUGGAGCUGGGUGUGGCAGCCCUGGCUGAGAAGGCACAGAAGGGAGAAUUGGCCAUCGAGGACAUGGAUGGAGGGACAUUCACCAUCAGCAACAGAGGCGUGUUCGGCUCCCUCAUGAUGACACCCAUCAUCAACCCACCCCAGUCGGCCAUUCUUGGCAUGCAUGUUAUCUUUGACAGACCUGUGGCCCGCAACAACCAGGCAUGUCCUCUUUUGUUUUCAACUUUUCUUGUGUUAUGA
Messenger RNA from Darwinula stevensoni, 1771 nucleotides. The record is from the annotation of a GenBank genome assembly. NCBI's taxonomy places the organism in Eukaryota, Metazoa, Arthropoda, Ostracoda, Podocopida, Darwinulidae.